UAACAAGCGACUGUCUUCGGUUUGUGUAUCGGCUGCUCAGCUAACAGCUGCACCAAUUGUGUUUUGGUUUUGUUUUGCCUCCCAUGUGCAGUUAUCAUGAGCUCUGGAGGUGAUUCUCUGCCUUGAAGGUGCAUCUCACUGAAUGACAGCUGGACUUUUAGAUGUAGCUUUUAGCCUGCUCCAGGUGUUUUUACACCGUGUAUAUAUGUUCUCAGUAACAUAUCAGUAUAAAUACAAAUGAUAGAAAUGGAUUUAAGAGGCUGCAGCUAGCCAUAAAAGUUCCUGGACUCUAAUCAGACAAUAUGAUUGUAUCCCUCACUAAGCUGCAACAAUGACUUGAUUCAUUUGAAGAAUACUGUUUAAAAACAGUACUUUAACUCGAUUUCCUAAGAAAUCAGUGUGUGUGGCAGCUGCAGUCAAAUCCUAAUUAUCUGAUACUGUAUACUGAAAAGUUGUAAUGUCUUCAGCAGUAGGUUCAGUUACACCUUGAACUUGGGUUAAUGGGGCAGCAGCUGCCAGUAUCAGAAUUGGCCCGUCAGUCAGUUCUGCUGUAAAUCAGGUCUGACCCAUGACUGAGUACUACGAGGAGGGGGGGCUGCUUUAUGAGCAAUCACCUCCCAUGCACAUCAAAGUGGAGUCUCCGGAGGGACCGUUUGGAGGGGGAGCCUCAGAAAACGGCUUCCCCAGGGAGGAUGAUGAUUCGGAGGGCAGCUGUGACCAGAGCAGUGGAUUACCUGGGGGACUGCCCUUCAACGUGGUCGUGGUGCAUCCGAACAUCAUGGCACCUGGCAUGUCCUCAGAUGACCUCUUGUCCAUUGAACAAAACAGAGCUAUGUCAGCUGCACUGGCUGCUGGCGGUGCAGGAAAAAGAAAGAGUCGUUUCAGCGGCGCAGAGCUGGAGGUGUUGGUUUCAGAAGUCACUCGAUGUGAAGGAGAGCUCUUUGGUCCUGCGGGGAGGCUCCGUCGACGGGAGAGAGAGCGCAUCUGGGCAGGAAUCCUAGAGAGAGUCAACGCAGUGUCCAGAGUCCCACGCACACUUCGAGAGGUGAAGAAGCGCUGGGACGACCUGAAGAGACGCAACGGAGGCAGGCUAGCGGAUGCUCGUCACCGCAGCUGUUACCUGCCAUCCAGCAGAGGAGCCUCCAUGCUUGGCCGUCCAUCCCAGACUAGCCCCAGGCUUCAACAAGCCAGGCAAAAGCAAAGCACCAGACCAAAGCCCAGUUUCCCAUGCUUCCCUGACUCUGAUACAGGUGUAGGAGUGGAAGGAUCAGAGAGAGAUGUUUUGGAGAAAGAUGAGGACAAUCCUGAACGUGACAGAGAGAUGGGAGAAUCUGAGUGUGAACCAGUAGAGAACAGCAUGGAAGACAAAUUAGGAUUAGGACUGGGUUUGGGCAUAGGACCCCCACCUCCAUCAGAACGAUGGCUGCCUCCUUCCCCCCUCUACAGUGCUCCUUUCCUCAAUGGCAGCCCUCAGCCCAGUAGUCCUCAGCCUUCACUUGGAGCACAGCAGGGUCCUCUUGAAGCCCCUCCGCGCAGUUCCUGGCUUGAAGAUGAGCUACGAGGGUUAGGGGAAGCUGCAAUUCAACUGGGAAAUCGGGUAGAAAAGAGUCUGCUGGAGUUUGGGGAAGGUUUCAGACAGGACAUGAGAACACUUGUCGCUUCGCAGGAGACUUUAGCAGUCAGUCUACAACAAAACAAUGUCCUCUUGCAAAGGCUUUUAGGAGUGCUUGAGGCCCAGCAGCAACCACAGCCACAGCAACAUCGUGUACAGCAAGCACACACAUCGCAAACAUCUCAACAGCACUUGCAGCCACAGUCAGCUCAGCAGCAGCUACAACACACAGAACCACUGCAGCAGCAACAACAGCGGAUCGAAGCACCACUGCAAAUACAACUACAACAUCAGCAGCAGCCACAUGUAGUACAACAACAAACGCAAAUACAGCCGCAGCCAGUCACCCAGCAUUCAAAUAAUCAGACAGCUGUGGUGGUGGUUCCUGCACAAUCGUCCCCUGACGUACAUGACACUUUUCCCUCUGAUCCACCCACAAAUACAAAUGGAAAUGUGCAGAGGCCACGGCGAGGAAGAGCUGUUGAUCACAGGCGCAGAAGACGGCGCUGAGGAGAAAGCACUUAGAAACUCAAAGUGCACAUCAUGCACAUUUGGCGUGUCAAAAUGGGACAAGAAAUUAUGCUCUUUUUCUAUUGACCGUAUUUCUGUAAAAAUAUAAUGUUAUUUGGAGUUUGACGUUCCACUUCAAAUCAGAAAUCCAUCUUGCACUUAAGUUUGUCUUCAGAGAGGACUGAAGCAGAUAAGACGAUUAGACUCAUGAGAUAAUAGGGUGGCCUUAACAUUAGCUUGGUUCUUCAGACAUGCGCUAAAAGAAUUCCCAAAAAACAGUAGCUCUUUGGAGUUCAUAGGACUGAAUAGCCAGACAACAACAUACUGUCAGUGCGGAUGUUUAAUAUGCAUGACACUGUACAUGCUUUGCAGCCGAGCUGUCUUAAUUCUCCUGGUACACUAACUACAUAAAGUACUUGUAAUCUGCAGUUGUUACCAUAUAUGGUAGUUAUACAGCUAUUGUACUUAUCUGCUAAUGUAUGCUUGUGCUUUUUAACAGUUUCGUGGAAAAGUAUGUCUUUUCCAGCUUUGUUUGGACAAUAAAGUUAGACAGUGUUCUGUUCAGUACGUUUUGA
Cottoperca gobio is the source of this 2697-nucleotide messenger RNA. RefSeq names its product mastermind-like protein 2. Bases 569 to 2122 code for a protein of 517 amino acids. The record is from RefSeq and is a predicted model, not a curated record. Gene Ontology annotation, cellular component: nucleus. The transcript has 4 exons. Lineage: Eukaryota; Metazoa; Chordata; Actinopteri; Perciformes; Bovichtidae.